CGUGUCCUCAAACACCUUGGUGAAAGUGUCCUUCCGAGACUUUCGGGCCGUACAGAGGAGUUUGUGGGGCCUAGGAGCAGUUUUCCAAACCAAACAGAGCUGGUUUGUUUUACUCUUUCUUUCUUUCUUUCUUUCUUUCUUUCUUUCUUUCUUUCUUUCUUUCUUUUUUUUUUUUUUUUUUUUUAUCCCCCGAAACAGGGUUUCUUUGUGUAGCUAACUUUGUUCAGGAACUGCCUCUUCUGGCCUCGAACUCGGAGAUCCGCCUGCCUCCGCCGCCCGAGUGCUGGGACUAAAGGCGUGCUCCACCAUUGCUGGGCUGACAGGGUUGUUUAUAACCGGAGAUAGUGUCUUAGUUUUUUUGAAGCAAGAGUCCCGGCUGAUCUCGAACUCGGGGGUCUUCCGAGUUUCCAGAUACGCACCGCCAUACCUAGCUUCCAUCAUUUUGUUCAGUGUAUGUCUGUGUGGAGCGUUUGGCCUUCUCCCUAACCUUGCAGGUUGUUUUGAAAAUGUUUGCUUCUGUCUGGCUGUGCCAUUGUUAAGGGGCUCUGCCCUGGGGGAUUCCCUCUGAGCUGUGACUCACUUGGCGUGUGGGAGCAAAAUGGGAGGAAGCUGGCAAAGUUGUCUGCACCAGGGGAAGCAAGUACUGAAGAAAAUCACUAGCGGCCCUUCUCUUACCUACCCUCACGCCACCCGUGGUCCUGAGGCAGUGAGAUUCUAGGAAGCUGGGAUUGAGUCUAUCACAGUGGCUUUUUGUCCGUUUUGCUCCCCCCGACUCUGCCCCCUACCUGCCGGGGCACCCAGAGAUCUCGCAUCCGUAACCAGGUUGGCGAUUCAGUGUAUGUUCAGAGACAUCGGUCCCAAAGCCUUCAAGCUUACUGGAAGGGAUCCUGCACCGCGCUCCUUAUGACACCCACAGCCCUCAAGGUGGACGGUAUUGCAGCCUGGAUCCACGCGUCUAGCGUUAAGCCGGCACCUCCGCAGGACAACCCAGGGCCCUCCCAAUGGAAGCUUCAGCACACCCAAAAUCCUCUAAAGCUAAGACUUGUCAGAUCAGAUUGAUCCUGCCAGUUUUGCUGGCCUUUACCCAGAUGCCCCUGCCCACCUAUAGUAACCCCCAUGUACCCCAAAAACUGACUUGGCAGGUUUCCUCACAAACUGGGGAAAUCAUUUGGGCCACCUCCAAACUAGUUCCUCCAGGUACAUGGUGGCCUACCCUCUCCCCUGAUUUCUGUCAAUUAGCGGCUGGAUUAGCCUCCUGGGAUAUCCCAGACUCACAGCCCCAACAGUUGUCUAUAGAUGCUGGCAAAAGAUUUUCUCCUGGGGGAAAAUUUGGAUGCGGGAGUCCAGAGGCAAGAUGCUUUUUAGGAAAACUAGAUUUCUACAUCUGUCCCAAAGAUGGCAGGGAUCGGAGUACCGCUGGCCGUUGUGGAGGCUUAGAAAGCCUGUACUGCCGUGCCUGGGGAUGUGAGACCACUGGAGAUGCUUACUGGAGACCCAGUUCUUCUCGGGACUGGAUCACUGUUCACAAGAAUUACAAUUCCCCAGAACAGUGUUCCAGUAUGAGUGCAGGACCCUGUAGCACCAGCCCCACUUGCUUACCCUUAAAUAUUACCAUUACUUCCCAGGGACAAGUGGGAGGGCCGUCAGGAUGAAUAGAGGGAAGGACUUGGGGCAUCCGAUGGUAUUUUCCAAAUAGAAUGAUCAAAAAGAAUUUGGGUGCUACCUUCACAAUAAAAUUAAAAAUAGAAAGUCCCCCGGGCCAGCCAGUGGGGCCCAAUCAGGUACUACCUGACCUGGGACCUCCUGACCCCGUACCUCCUAAAGAGACCUAUAAUUCCCCAAGGCCUAUGUCUGGGGACCCCAAACCCCUGAUAUCAGCAUCUAUGCAACCAAACUCUCCCUAGUCCCAGGACGACAGGAAACAGGUACCUGGUACCCUCCUCUAUUGGUCUAUGGUGGGCCUGCAACGUUGAUCUGACUCCUUGUAUCUCUAUCUCUGUCUUUAGUGAUGCCACUGAUUUCUGUGUGCUGAUUCAACUAGUCCCCGAAUUUACUAUCAUAAUGCUUCCAGUUUUGAGGAUGAGUUUGACCUAUGCCCCAGACACCGAAAAAGUGAACUGGCCACCAUCAUCUAGUUAGAUCUGGGACUGGGGUCUACAGCUUUAGUUAGGGGAGAUCAGUACUACUCCCAAUUAAGAGCAGCUAUGGAUGAAGACUUAAAGGCCCUAGAAUGGUCCAUCUCCAAGCUUGAAGAAUCGAUGACCUCACUUUCUGAAGUGGUGUUACAAAAUAGGCGCGGUGCCAGCCUCAGGCUUUGUGCUUGGUUGAUUGGCGGUUUUGUCGGAGAUGGGAUCGCUGCCACCUCUUCUGGCUUCAGACCUUCAGCAAGCCCUUGCCUCAGCAGGGACUGUAAGGCUGCACCACUGUGCUUCAUUUGUUUGUUUUCCUUAAAAACUCUGUGUGUGUGUGUGUGUGUGUGUGUACGUACACACGCGCGCACGCCCAGGGAGGCCAGAAAAGGAUAUUGGUUCCCUUGUAGCUCAGCCAGCAGGGUUACACUUCCAGUGGGUAGAACUUGAUAAGUCACCUAUAGACCCUGUCUCAAGCCUAAAGCUGAUGAUGUGAAUUAAAUGCCCCACAUUGUCCCACUUGGUGGCAGUGGGGAGGUUGGGGAAGUGUAGCCCUGUUGGAGAAUGGCGCUGGGGGCGGGCGCUGGGAGGCUGCUGGGUUCCUGCUUGCAGCUCAAGUCAUGACCCCCUGGAACUGUAAAUGCAAAUAAGCUUUAUAACCUGACUUGGUCAUGGUGUUUUAUCACAGCAAUAAAAAAUAAUCCAAAGGUAGAAGUUACCCACUUCCUUCCUUCUCUGACCGCCACAUGCAUGUGAACCUUUAGCACACAGCGCACACAAAGAAAAAAUUACAGUCCUCUUGCCUUUGCCUCCUGAGUGCUCAGAUUGUAGGCCAUUCCCAAGCCUACCCCACAGAAUCUUCUGAGAACUCUGAACACACCCUCCUGCCUGUGCUGGCCAGUUUUACAUAAGCGACACAACCACAGCUGAGGGAAUGCCCCUGCCAGAUUGGCCUGUGGGCAAACCUAUGGUGCAUUUUCUUGAUGUGGGAAGGCCCACUCACUUGGCACUGUGGGUGCUGGGCUGAUGGUCCUGGGCGCUAGAAGAAAAGCUAAACAAGCCAUGGGGAGCAAACCUCCAUGGCCUCCAAAGCAGUCUCUGCUUCUAGGUUCCUCCCUUGAGUUUUGCCCUGAGUUCUCUGGAUUAUGAGCUACAAGCUGUAAAAUGAAAUAAAGCCUUCCCCGAGUUCCCUGCUGUGGUGUUCUGUACAGCAAUAGAAGCCAUGAGACACUGCCCCUCUCACUGUCAUUCCCCUGAAUUUGUCCUUUCAGCUGAGACUCGUAACCCAUCUCCCAGUCUCGUUGGUUUUGCUUCUGGCUUUCUUUAUAUAAUUUAGAGUCCACAUUCCAUCAUUUCAGGCACAUUCUUUUUGUUUGUUUUUGUUAUUUGAGACAGUUUCUGUGUAGCCUUGGCAGUCCUGGAAUUAGCUCGGUGGACCAGGCUGGCCUUGAACUCACAGAAAUCCUGUGCUAGGAUUAAAGGUGUGUGUCACCACUUACCUGAGUUCAUUCUUUUAUUAUUUUUUAAAGGAUUGCAUUUAUUUAUGUGCAUUGAUGUUUUGCCUGCAUGUAUGUCUGUGUGAGGUGUCAGAUCUUGGAGUUACAGACAGUUAUAAGCUGCCAUGUGGGUGCUGGGAAUUGAACCCGGGUUCUCUGGAAGAAUGGUGAGUGCUCUUAACUGCUGAAAGAUAACUCCAGCCCCCCUUCUUUUAUUAAUGUAUAUGGAUGUUUUGUGUCUGUGCACUAUGUGUGCCUGAUAUCCAUCAAGGCCAGGAGAGUAUGGGUUCUAUGGGACUGGAGUUACAAGCAGGCAGUUCUCUAAGCCACCAACCCAUCUCUCCAGCCCUACCUUGAGUUCUUAAUUCUUUUUGUUUUGUUUUGUUUUUUUCAAGAUGGGGUUUCUCUGUAUAGCCCUGGAACUCACUCUGUAGAGAGGCCUUGAACUCAGAGCUGUGCCUACCUCUGCCUCCCCAGUGCUGGGGCUAAAGGUGUCCACCUCCACUCCCUGACAUAAGUUCUUGAUUCUUUGUUUUAAAUCAUUUAAAUUUAUUUCAUGUGCAUUGGUGUGAGGGCAUCAGAUCCCCUGGCACUGGAGUACCCCAGUUGUGAGCUGCCAGUUGAACCCAGGUCCUCUGGAAGAGCAGCUAGUUCUCUUAGCUGUUGAGUCAUCUCUCCAGCCCUGAGUUCUUGAUGAUUUUAUUGAAGCUGCCAAGCAAAACUAUAACUUUGGAUUAAAUCAGUGUUCAAGAUACUAAAAGAAUCUCAACACUAUAUUUCUGUAAACUGUCAGGCUCUCAGACCUGCCCUGUCAAUUUACUCAUUGUCCAAACCUUCUAUCCCUUCUCUACAACCCGUUGUUCUCAGACAUUGGACGUGAAUGUACGGAUGUGUACAGGUGUAUGGAGGUCAGAGGUCAACUACGCUGUCUCACUGAAACUGACCAGUGAGCUCCAGGGUUUUCCCUGAUUGUGUUUCCUUAGCCAUGAGGUCACAAGUGCACGUUAACACCCCACUUACAUGGAUGCUAGGAAUCGAAUCCAGGGCUUGACACCUGUGCAGUAAGUACUCUACUGACCAGGGAUUCUUCAGCUCCAUCUUCUCAAACCUCGUUCAUCACUCGACUGUUCUGUGUAGGAGGUGAUUAAGAUACACAAUCAUGGCCUGUUGCAGUAGUGUGUGCAUAUAAUCCCAGUACUUUGGAGGCUAAAUCAGUAGAUGAUGGGAUUGAGUCCAGCCAAGACUAAAGGGAGACAUUCAAAAUCAAGAGAUCCUAAGUUCUGAAAGAAAAGCAGGAAGUUGCCAGAAAGAGAGAGAAAGAAAGAACAAAAGGAAGGAAGGAAGAAAGAAGGCAAGACAGAAGAAAAGAAAGGAAGGAGAAGGCCGGGCGGUGGUGGCGCACGCCUUUAAUCCCAGCACUCAGGAGGCAGAGGCAGGCGGAUCUAUGUGAGUUCGAGACCAGCCUGGUCAACAAGAGCUAGUUCAAGGACAGGCUCCAAAACCACAGAGAAACCCUGUCUCGGAAAAAAAAAAAAAAAAAAAAAAAGGAAGGAAGGAAGGAAGGAGAAAGAAAAUGUAGUAGUAUUUCUUUUUGCCUAGAGCAUUGUGUGGAUGUGUGCUAAACUGGCCUGGUACUGGACCUGGUGGCACAGGCCAGGCCUGGAAUCCUCACUGCUGCAAAGGCCAAGACAAUUCUCUUAUUGCAAGUUUGGUGCCUGCCUGGUGAACUUAGUGAAACUGCCAAAAAAGAGUAAGAGAAAAGAUGCUGAUAUAUAGCUCAUAGUUUCAUUUAUUUCCCUGGCAUGUGAGAGACUAUAGAUUCAACCCAUUGCAUUCAGGUACUCACUGAGGCAGAAACUGAAAUUUAGAAUUCAAAGCCAGCCUGGGAUACAUAGUGAUACCCUUUCUGGGGAAAAAAAAGAGAGAGAGAAAAAAAAAUCCAAACAAAAGACAAUGGAUCUGGAACUGGGUUACAGACAGUUGUGAGCCACCAUGUGGAUGCUGAGCACCACUACCAUGAGUAUGAGGUGGAGAGAUGGGAGAGAGAGGCACAGCGGCUUGGGCACUAGGAAAAGGGGCAGACCUGGAGGCCGGAGGCGUGAGAAACAGCCUGAUAUGUAUGAAAGGCCUGCACUCCCAUAUCCACGGUGACAUCUGGGCCUGUGUUGCCGCUGAGAGCCAUGUCUGAGUCCGUGGCCCUGCUGCAGCCUGUGUUGAUGUUGAUGUAACAAGGCCUAUGUUACCAUCCCAGGGCCUUGCUGAGCUGGCCCUGCCUCUCGUCUGGGUAGUGAGGAAGACCUGGCACCAGCAGCAUGGGUCCAGGAGGGCUAGAGGGCAACCAGCUUAUCUACCCCCUCGCAUACAAAAGGCCCUGGGUCUAAUCAGCACUGAAAACAAAACUGAAAGGUGGGACAUGCUGAAGCUCCAGUGGAAGAGCGACUGAAAGGAUGGGACGAAAACAAGAAUAUUCCAGAGUGUGGAAAGCAGGACUGCAGUUCAGGAUCUUAGAAUAUGUGUCAGUACCGUGCAGUCCUGUAUACACACAUUUCUCAUGCUGGGCUGCAAAGUCUAGAAGCGUAGGUACUCUACUGGCCUUGUUCAUUAGUUUACCCUGGUUUCUUCUGCCUAUUAUCCAGCACCUGGUGGAUAGUAAAGGAUAGAUAAGGGAAAAUAGGGGGUAUGUAGAGGAGGCGAGCAGGCCUGCUUUUCAUUCCGCCCGGCUCCUGCAUGGCUAGCUUAGCCCCGAAAAUAACAACAAACAAACUGUAUUCAUUUAAACACUGCCUGACCCAUUAGCUCUAGCCUCUUACUGGCUAACUCUCACAUCUUAAUUAACCCAUUUCUAUUAAUGUGUGUAGCACCACAAGGUGGUGGCCUACCAGGAAGAUUCUAACCUACAUCCAUCUUGGGCCGGAGCUUCAUCGCGACUGCCUCACUGUCUUCUAUCCAGCAUCCUGUUUACUCCGCCCACCUAAUUUUCUGCUAUCAAAAGGCCAAGGCGGUCUAUUUAUUAACCAAUAAAAGUAACACAUAGACAGAUGACCCUCCUAUAUCAGGGGUACUCACCAGACUGGGUAAAAUGCUCUUUCUAAUGCAUGUGUUCUAAACUGCACUUCAUUUCAAGCUUUGUGGCCAAUGAUGAAUAAAAGGGGUUUGGAACUUGGGACCUUGGAAGUUCUGUAACUAAGACAUGGAAGUAACAACAGCUAGUCAAGACAAAAAGAAUGUUCCUUUCUUUCCCCUUCCAAGUUCUUAGUGAAGGGCCAAGCCCAGGAUCCCAGACUUGUGUGACUAGGUUAUCAUUAAGGAGACUACCUUCACUUGGGUACCCUCCCUUUGGUGGCUCAAGGUGGCUUCUCAGUAGCAAAGCUCCCCACUUGCGCAAGUCUAGCAUCAUGGGGAAGGGAGACACCUCAGAAACAACAUCAGUUACCCCAGCCUAUCGCUCUAUCAUGGAAGAGUAUGGUUAUGAGGUGGGCAAGGUCAUUGGCCAUGGCUCCUAUGGAACAGUCUACGAGGCUUACUACACAAAGCAGAAGGUCAUGGUGGCUGUCAAGAUCAUCUCAAAGAAGAAGGCCUCUGAUGACUAUCUUAACAAGUUCCUACCGCGUGAGAUACAGGUAAUGAAAGUCCUACGGCACAAGUACCUCAUCAACUUCUAUCAGGCCAUUGAGACCACAUCCCGAGUAUACAUCAUUUUAGAGCUGGCUCAGGGUGGUGAUGUCCUCGAAUGGAUCCAACGAUAUGGGGCUUGCUCUGAGACCCUUGCUGGCAAGUGGUUCUCCCAGAUGGCCUUGGGCAUCGCUUACCUGCACAGCAAGGGCAUCGUGCACCGCCUGACCCCCAGCCUUUCUGCUGCUGGUAGGGACUUAAAGUUGGAGAACCUGUUGCUGGACAAGCGGGAGAAUGUGAAGAUAUCGGACUUUGGCUUCGCCAAGAUGGUGUCUUCUAGCCAGCCUGUGCGUAGUAGCCCUUCUUACCGCCAAAUGAACGGCCUUGCCAACCUCAGCCAGACCUACUGCGGCAGCUUUGCUUAUGCCUGCCCGGAGAUCUUGCUGGGCUUGCCCUACAACCCUUUUCUGUCCGACACCUGGAGCAUGGGCGUCAUCCUCUACACUCUAGUGGUUGCACAUCUGCCCUUUGAUGACACCAAUCUCAAGAAGCUGCUGAGAGAGACCCAGAAGGAGGUCACAUUCCCAUCUAACAUCAACAUAUCCGAGGAGUGCAAGAACCUGAUCGUCCAGAUGCUACGCCAAGCUGCCAAGCGUGCCACCAUCCUGGAUGUCCUCAAGGACCCCUGGAUGCUCAAGUUCCAGUCUGAGCAACCCACGAAUGAGAUCAAGCUGCUCGAGGCGAUGUCUCAGCACGUCAGCAACACUAAUCGCCACCAAUCCUUGGAAAUCACAGCUUGAAAAGGGCUGAGGUGGGGGCUGAGGAGAAAAGCUGGAGG
Messenger RNA from Alexandromys fortis (reed vole), 8075 nucleotides. RefSeq names its product testis specific serine kinase 4 (gene Tssk4). The record is from RefSeq and is a predicted model, not a curated record. The transcript has 4 exons. Lineage: Eukaryota; Metazoa; Chordata; Mammalia; Rodentia; Cricetidae. Gene Ontology annotation, biological process: protein phosphorylation; intracellular signal transduction. Gene Ontology annotation, cellular component: cytoplasm. The coding region runs from base 6850 to 8037 and encodes 395 amino acids. Gene Ontology annotation, molecular function: protein serine/threonine kinase activity; ATP binding.